AUGGCUGAGAUUCAGAGAUUCACUGAGGACGAAGUGCUGCAGCGCUGUACAGAGCGUUUCCUCGUGGACGGGGAAGGCGUUUGGCCGGUCACGAGGGCGGUGCUCCGUGGAGGGGUCGUGGGGCGCGGAUCAGGGGACCACAGCAGGAGGACAUAUGCUACCAAUGUGGAUGUGUUGGACACUGGGCAAAACAUUGCUGGGCCAUACCAAAUCACGGGGAACCAGCCGUCUAAUGUCAACGUUUGUGGACUGGAAACCUUGGCUCCUGUGUCUGUGCUCCUACGUCUCUCCUCCGGAUCCCCCCCCCACGUGACCCUGUUCUACGACAGAGACGUCUCUGAAUGGUACCAGGAACCUUUCCUUUCCACUUUGGAGGAAACAACCUGGGAGCACCAAGCAAAAGAAUUGGGCCCAAUGAUGAAACGCUCCCUGGCAGCCACAGAUUGGAUUGCGACAGCAGUGCCAGGUUUGUCUUUCUCCCCUUCUCUUGACACAUAUAAGAUCAGCUUUUCAGGGUCUGAAACAGUGGAGCUACAUCAUGAACAGGUGUCCAGACAUCACGAUGUGGGGCUUGCUUCCUGUUCUCCUAUUUCAUUUCAGGUGGACUCUGAGAGACCCCUCUGGAUUCCUCAGUAUCCACACAAACCCGCAGCUGAACAGGGCAUCGCAGAGACAAUAACAGGACUGAUUGAGGCUGGAGUGCUGGAACCCUCAAAGUCUGACUGGAACACACCCAUUUUGCCAGUGCAGAAAAAAGGUACUGCCAAAUACAGAAUGGCUCAUGACCUGAGAGCAGUAAAUGCAGUUCUGAAAACAAAAACGGUGGCAGUUCCGAAUCCAUAUGUAUCCAUUGCUGCUUUGACUCCUAGCCAGCAGUGGUAUAGCUGUAUUGAUCUGGCAAAUGCAUUUUUCUGUGUCCCACUAGCUGAAAGCUGCAGGGACUACUUUUCAUUCACUUUCAGGGGAGAACAGUGGCGUUACACCAGGCUGCCACAAGGUUUCGCCCUGUCUCCAGGGCUGUUUAACCAGGUUCUGAAGGAUGUUUUGCAGGACUGUCCUCUCCCUCCACAAACGACCCUCAUCCAAUAUGUGGACGACCUUUUGCUGGCUGCCCCCACCGCGGAGACCUGCGUUAAAGCGACCUCCCUGGUUUUGCAGCACCUACAUCAGGCGGGUUUCAAGGUUAGUAAAAAUAAAUUGCAGAUUGCAAGAAAACAGGUUUCUUUUCUGGGCAGGAUAAUUUCUGCAGGCACAACUAGCAUGUCUCCUUCCCACAAGCAGUCCAUUCUGCAACAUCCUAAACCCUCCAAAGUUAAAGACAUGCUCUCUUUUCUGGGGUUAACUGGCUACAGCAGGAGCUACAUUCCCUCUUACACUGACCUGACUCAGUCUCUUCGGGCCUUGGUUAAAGAACAAGGCAUGCGAAAUCUGAACAAUCCCCUCAUUUGGACAACUGAGGCGGAACAAGCUUUUAUCUCAUUAAAGCAAAACAUGGCAUUGGCAGCGGAACUCUCCCUCCCAGAUUACACCUUGCCGUUUUUUCUUGAUGUUUCUGUAACAAAAAUGGCUGUUAACGGAGUUUUGUUCCAGAAAAAAGGGGGAGAGAGAAAAGUACUGAUGUACUUAUCUGUAAUGAUGGACAAUAUGGAAAAAAGGCAUCCCCCAUGUACGCAACAUGCAGCUGGGAUAGCCAAACUCAUACAAAAAACCGCACAUAUCGUCAUGGGACAUGCACUGCAAGUGUUAACUACACACAGCGUGGUGGCAUAUGUAAACUCACAGAGUUUCACCAUGACGGCGUUGAGACAACAAAGGCUUUCCAAAAUUCUGGAAGCUCCAAACAUUUCAUUCACUCAUGAAGGCAUAAAUAUGGCAGACUGUUUUGCAGACGGAGAACCACACGAGUGUGCAGAGUUGGUGGCAAAGUCAGAAAAGACACCAAACACAAGAACUAAGAGCUGGUUUUGCAGUAGUAGAAAGCACAAAAGCAGGCUUUCUCACAAGAAAAGCAGAAAGACUGGAAGGAACAGCAUCUGCACAGAGGGCAGAAAUAAAAGCAGUGGCGGAAGCGUUAAAGCUCGCACAAGGGUUACAGGCAACCAGGCAGCCGACAGAGCAGCAAAAGUGGCUGCAGGAUACAAAGACUUCAUGAUGGUGUGUUCCUCGGAGGAGGAAUUACAUGACAAACUCACACUGGAGGAGGUGAAUGAAGUCCAAUCCUUUCUGGGUGUGCCUUGGUGUGAGACUGUGGGCGCAUUCCACGAUUGUUGGACCGAGUUACAGCCGAAAUCCCACACUGAAGCCUUCCAGGCAAUGUCGGGGUUUCCCAGCGACCGCGCCGGCUCUACAUCUGGACACACGCAGAAACUGAUUUGA
Messenger RNA from Xiphophorus maculatus (southern platyfish), 2376 nucleotides. RefSeq lists its product as uncharacterized. Lineage: Eukaryota; Metazoa; Chordata; Actinopteri; Cyprinodontiformes; Poeciliidae. Bases 1 to 2376 code for a protein of 791 amino acids. The transcript is spliced from 8 exons. The record is from RefSeq and is a predicted model, not a curated record.